UGAGGGGGGGUGUGACAUGUGGAGCAAGAGGAGCAGGGGAGGAGACAGAGAAAGCAGAGGAAAAGGAGAUGGAUGAGGACAACGAUGAGAGGAGGAAGCACAGGAAGAAAAGAAGAGGACAAAGAGGAACGAGGAGAAGAAGAGGAAGAAAAGGGAGAAAGAAGAGCAACAGGAAGAAGAGGAAAUGGAGAAGGAGGAGGCAGAGGAAGAAAACGAAAAGGGAGAAGCCAGGAAAAUGAUGAAGAAGAAGACGAAGUAGAUGAAGACAAAAAAGUUGAAAAAGAAAAAGAAGAAGAAGAAGUAGGAGGAGGAGGAGGAGGAAGGGGGGGGAAGGGGGGGGAAGAGGAGGAGGAGAAGAAGAAGGAGGAGGAGGAGGAGGAGGAGGAGGGCGGCAAUGAGGAGGAGGAGGAUGGCAAUGACGAGGAGGCGGAAGAGGACGACGACGACGAGGAUGACAACGACGAGGAGGAGGAUGGCAAUGACGAGGAGGAGGAGGAUGACGACGAUGACGACAAUGAAGAGGAGGAGGGGGGGGGUGUCCAUCUCAUUCAUCCCAUCCAUUCUGUUGAUGCACACACUCACCCACCCAGUUUUUUGCCAUGUAUCUUCUUGAACUGAUGGUCAUGUAAAGAUUCCACAUAUGGAUCUUGGACAGGUCUGCCUAUCCCAGACGUCCUACAUACGAAACCAAAGCCUCAACCCUUGUAGAUUCUUCGUUGUCUUCUGCCAUUUAGAAAUAGGUGCAAUUUUGUCUUUCGUGAUCUGACCAUGCCACACAGAGCCCACACACAAAGUUUGGAGCGAUGCGAUCAUGCCACUGCGUCUCCCUGGUUGCUCAACCGAUGAGCUGAGUAAAAGGGGAUACCUUGGGGCUGCAGCCAUUUAUCCAAUUGGGUCACCCCAAGUAAAACGUACAGUCAUUA
Messenger RNA from Chara braunii, 923 nucleotides. Lineage: Eukaryota; Viridiplantae; Streptophyta; Charophyceae; Charales; Characeae. The record is from the annotation of a GenBank genome assembly.